UCCUUUUAUUUCUUAAUUUCUUUGGAAAUUGUCCAAAAAAAACUCGAUUUUCUAGAAUCUUAUCUCGAACAAUUGAACAAAUAUACAAAAGGAAAUAGAAAAUCUUUGAACCACCAAACCUAACAAAAAUGGAUACCUUUUCAAGCUCCAUUUCAACGAACUUGCAAGUCCCUAAACCAUUCAAUCCCCACCACCACCUCAAACCCUCCCUUCUAUCCCCCCACCACCACAACCACCACCCUUCCUCCGCCGCAAAAACCACCUCCACGUCAUCAAUCUCCACCCACCCACAAAAAGACAACUUUACCCCUCUCUUCUCCUCCUAUUCCCAAAAAAGGACCCCCUCUCCUUUAUCAUCCGCAAGACUAACACCCCCACGCGCGUCAAUCCACCGCCGAGCAGCAAGUGGAUACGCCGCAGCGCUUUUGGAGAUAUCCCAAAGAAACGGUACCGUUUUGAAGGUUGAGAAGGACGUGAGGAGGCUAUUAAGACUCGUGUUUCGAAACAGCGAUGUGAAAGUGAGUAUGUUUAUGAAGGAUGAGUGGGUGGAGGAGAAAGAAAAGGGGGAAGUGGUUAUGGAGUUGAUGGAGAAGGCUAAGUUUGAAGGGCAUUUGGUUGGGUUAGUUAAGAUGUUGGUUAAAAAAGGACAAAGUGUUGAGUUGGUUAAAGAAGUUCUUGAAGAGUUUUUGAGGGUUUUUCAUCAGCUAACUUCUACUUCUGGUGUUAUUUCUCAUGCUCCAACUUCUAGGUUGGCUUUGUCUUAGAAAAUGUAAUACUUGAGGAAUGUUAAUUAAACUUCUUGUUUAUUUGAUCAUGCUUUGGUUUGACACUUUGAUUAAUAAGGUUUGAGUUUGAUUAGCAUUUGUUUACAUGAGGAGAGAAUUCUUUAGUUUGGCAUUUGUAUGUACUCCUAUUUAAGUAUUUUAUGUUCAUUUUGAAGGUGUUGGAACUUUGUGCUGUAAUAUUGAAUAAUGGACAGGUAUUUCUGGUUGUAAUAUUGAAUAAUGUGGUGGUGCUUGUGAGUGUCUUCACUCUACUGAAUCAUAUUUUUACAAAGUUUGUUUUGA
This is a messenger RNA of Chenopodium quinoa (quinoa), 1067 nucleotides long. Its product is annotated as ATP synthase subunit delta. NCBI's taxonomy places the organism in Eukaryota, Viridiplantae, Streptophyta, Magnoliopsida, Caryophyllales, Amaranthaceae. Gene Ontology annotation, cellular component: chloroplast thylakoid membrane. Bases 129 to 764 code for a protein of 211 amino acids. Gene Ontology annotation, molecular function: proton-transporting ATP synthase activity, rotational mechanism. Gene Ontology annotation, biological process: photosynthetic electron transport in photosystem II; proton motive force-driven ATP synthesis; photosynthetic electron transport in photosystem I. The transcript has a single exon. The record is from RefSeq and is a predicted model, not a curated record.